This is a messenger RNA of Zymoseptoria tritici IPO323, 1118 nucleotides long. RefSeq lists its product as uncharacterized. NCBI's taxonomy places the organism in Eukaryota, Fungi, Ascomycota, Dothideomycetes, Mycosphaerellales, Mycosphaerellaceae. The transcript has a single exon. Gene Ontology annotation, biological process: pantothenate biosynthetic process. Gene Ontology annotation, molecular function: 2-dehydropantoate 2-reductase activity. The record is from RefSeq and is a predicted model, not a curated record. Gene Ontology annotation, cellular component: cytoplasm. The coding region runs from base 51 to 1118 and encodes 355 amino acids.
UCACCGGUAAAAUUGAUAGCAGGUCGCCCUCGUGCGGGUCGCUUUCAACCAUGAAGACCGAAGUCGGAGUCUCAAUGGCUCCCAAAGUUCUGGUACACGGCUCCGGAGCAAUCGGGUCAAUUUACGCAUACUUACUGCUCAAGGCAGGCUGCGAGGUCGCCGCUGUCUGCCGUUCAAAUUAUCAAGUGGCCAAGAAAGCCGGUUUCCACAUAUCCUCGGCUCUCUAUGGCAACGACAUCCACAUCCAACCCACAGUCGUCCGCUCGCCAGACGAAGCCGCAUCGACACGACAAACAUUCGACUAUGUGCUAGUGUGCUGUAAGGCGUUACCAGAGACACAUACCGCAGAAAUCAUUGCUCCCGUCAUUGUGGACGGACAGACCGCGAUCGUCCUGAUUCAGAAUGGAAUUGACAUCGAGAAAGAAUACAAUGAUCGAUUUCCAAACAACACGCUGGUAAGUUGUGUGGCUUAUCUACCCGUCACACAAACAUCGCCAGGGCACAUUUCCAUGGGAAACAUGGAAAAGCUAGAGGUCGGUCUGUGUCCAUCAUCCGAUCAUGAGAAGUUGGAGGCCAGAGGGUCAGCCGAGCGAUUAGUCGAAUUGCUGCGGUCUGCUGGUGGCAAUGCCGCGUAUCACGACAACAUUCAAGAGAGAAGAUGGCAAAAGCUCCUGCUCAACGCUUCCUGGAAUCCAAUGUGCGCAUUGACGAUGAGCCGUGAUGUGGCAUUGCUGGCGAGUACCGCGACCACGGAGGAUCCAGAUUUUGCGGAGGACACAGUGCGAGCAGUCAUGAAUGAGGUUGUCGAGAUCUCACAGGCACUUGGCUACACUUCUGUAAACCGAGAGGCGGCGGUCAGAGUCAUGCAGAUUGCGAAAGCGAGGGUCGGUGGUCAAGGGAUCGAGCCGAGCAUGCUGGUCGAUGCAUUGGAGCAGAGGCGGAUGGAGGUCGAGGUGAUUCUUGGGAAUCCAACGAGAACAGCAAGACGACUGGGGAUAGCUGUUCCGAGGCUUGAGCUGUUGUACAUGCUUUCGAAAGCGCUCGAUGAAGCAAACCGAUGGCGCCAAGCCGGAAAGAGCGUGGGAGGUGAAGAUCUGAAGCGAAAGGAUGGCACUUGA